Molecule: messenger RNA, 534 nt
Organism: Penicillium manginii
Lineage: Eukaryota; Fungi; Ascomycota; Eurotiomycetes; Eurotiales; Aspergillaceae
Product: putative mitochondrial inner membrane protease subunit 1
Exons: 2
Coding region: 1-534 (177 amino acids)
Cellular component (GO): membrane; mitochondrial inner membrane peptidase complex
Molecular function (GO): serine-type endopeptidase activity
Source: RefSeq, a predicted model, not a curated record
AUGGAGAAGCUACUUCGAUACGCAUUAACAGUCAAGCCGGGCAGGUUUGCUCGCCUUGCACUCAAUGGCGCCGGCACAUUCUGCGCUUGCACCCUGGUUUGGGAGCACCUAGUGACUGUACAAUCCAGCGAAGGUCCCUCGAUGUACCCGACAUUCAACCCACGCGGCGAUUGGCUCCUCGUUUCACGACUGCAUAGCAAUGGAAAGGGAAUAAAGGUCGGCGAUAUUGUGCGAUUCAACCACCCAACCUUUUUGGGUGUACAUGCUGCAAAAAGAGUGAUUGGUAUGCCGGGAGACUUUGUUUGUCGUGACCAGCCACUCAGUACGGAAGCUGGAAAACAACCGGAUAUGAUUCAGGUUCCCGAAGGACAUGUAUUCCUCGUUGGCGAUAACCUACCCUGGUCAAGAGAUUCGAGAAACUACGGCCCCGUCCCUCUGGGUCUGAUCAAUGGGAAAAUCGUGGCUCGCGUCUGGCCACCGUCGAAGAUGGAAUGGGUCAAGAACACUAUGCAGCCGGCUGAACUGGACGACUAA